AAACCCAAAUACAACUUUUGGAACGGAUUUAUGAACAUUAUUGCAAAAAAAAACAUAGGAAACGAUUUAUUGUUUGUUUUCUUGACUUGACGAUUAAAUAAACUUGUAAUCUAUUAGCAUUUUAUAAGAUACAAUGAGCAUCAGUAUGUCUACUAUGGACGAAAUAGAAGAAGAAGCAAAAGCAGCAGCAGAAAAAAUGGUUAUAAAUAUGAUGCAGAGGCCAGGCCAAUUAGAAAAGGUUGAGCAGUACAAAAAAAGGAUUACUCACAAGAAGGCCUCUAUUGAGGCUCAGCUGAAGUCUGCAGUGCAGGGCAAGCUGGAUGGGGUCAGUGUGGGGUUGAAACAGCUUCAGGAGUGCCUUGAUGAUGUGCAGCAAAUCGGUCUCAAAAUGGAUGAAUUAGAGGAGCUUCUAAAAGGCGUGCCUCAACUAGUCGGCUCACUACAAGCUGUAAGAGAAGAGGACUCGCGGCACUCGCAGUAUGUGACAGCCAUGGACAGCCUGAAGCACAUAUUCACGGUGCCUGAUAGUGUCGCUAAGACCAUGCAGUGGAUCGGGGAGGGGAAGUUGCUGCAUGCUCAUCAGUGCCUCAACGAUCUAGAGAACUCACGCGACGACCUCCUCUACGAGCUACACCGGCUACCCAACCAGUCCUCACACGACAAGAUAAUGCUCAAGGCUUACUUCGAGGAUGUGGAGAUGGUCUCCAACUCGCUGGAGAAGCAGAUCAAGCUGAUACUGGCCCGGACCUUGAAUACUGUGCGCAAGGAGCCCACGGUUAUAGUCACUGCGCUCAGGAUUAUUGAGAGGGAGGAGAAAAGAGACCAGAUGGCGCUCGAGCAACAAAGCCAAACGGGCUUCAUGCCGCCCGGCCGCCCUAAGAACUGGCGCACCGUCGCCUUCGAGGAGCUCGAGCGCGCCGUCGCGCAGCGCACCGAGGGCACGCGCGUCGACGAGCGCGAGGACAACAAGCUGUGGCUUGUCAAAUACUUGGAACUGACUAGGCAGUUGAUUCUCGAGGAUUUGAGGGUGGUCAAGACACUCUGUGUGCCGUGUUUCCCUCCGCACUAUGACAUCGUUAACAAAUACGUCAACAUGUACCACACCUGCCUCUCUUCAAGCCUCCAAGGCGUAGUCGACAGCGGUCUAGAAGGCAACGAAUACGUGACGCUACUGUCCUGGGUGUUGAACACGUACCCGGGCACCGAGCUGAUGGGCAGCCCGGAGCUCAACAUCGACGUGUCCACGUUGCCGCCGCUGCUCAGCGAGGAGAGCCUGCGCGACUUGUGCGACGAGUAUCUGCAGAAAAUGGAGAGCAACUACAUGGAAUGGAUGGAGAAGACCCUAGAGUCGGAAAGAGCCGAAUGGAACGGAGACCGCGCGCCCGAAGUAGAGCCACAUUCCAACGCGUAUCAUACACACGCUCCGGUCAUCAUAUUUCAAAUGAUCGAUCAGAACCUGCAGGUUACUCAAACGAUAAGCAAGGAAAUCACCUUCAAAGCAUUGAUGCUCAGUAUCGAGCAAGUGACGCGCUAUGGCAACAUGUACAGAGAAGGCGUACUUCAGUUCAAGAAUAGCCACUUCUCCGACCGCUCCCGCUGCGCUUACUUCACCCACCACAUGAUCACAAUAGUCAACAACAGCGAGCAAAUGGUCCGCCUCGCCCAACAAACACAAGCCAGGCACUGGCCCCCGGGCCGGCACGACGCACCUGCCGAGCGCAAGUUCGACACCCUGCUUGACACAUUCCAGAAACUAAGAGACGAAGCCGCCCGGUUCCUCCUCGACGAGGCAUUUCUGGACCUCGAAGUCCACUUCGACGACCUGUUCACAUCAAAAUGGCUGCCGUCUUCCAUCCCGGUCGACACUAUUUGUGUCACUUUGGAAGACUAUUUCCAGGACUAUAACCAUUUGAGGGAGAAAAACUUUGAAUAUGUGAUAAAUGAAGCGCAGAAUUUGGUGUACAAGAAAUAUAUAACCGCCAUGUUGUCCAAGAAGGUGACUUUCAAAACUGUCGAAGAAGCGCAGCAAGCAGCAACGAAGAUCGUAAAGGAGGCCAACCAGAUACGGUCCUUCUUCCGUAGAAUAGGCGCCGAGGGCGUCAACGUGGACUGGCCUUUUGAGGUCAUCAGCUCAUUGGCUGAGGUCCUCCGCUGCCAAGACAUCGAGAUGCUCUCGCUGGACCUGCACGGCUUGCUGGACAAGUGCCCCAACAUGUCGGAGGAGCAGCUGGUCCGGCUGCUGGGGCUGCGCGGCGACGUGCCGCGCGCGCACGUGCGCGACACGGCGGCGCACGUGCUCGGCACGAGGGCCAAGCCGCGCGCCAGCACCAUGCACGACUUCUUUAAGGAUAUCACGUUUAGUGACAGGCUGUUGGAGCGAUUUACGUUAUCAAAAAAUAGUGCGGCUUAGACUACAUACGUAUAGUACAGUCAAGGGCAUAAAUAUUUCAUUCCCAAAGUCAAAAACAUUGUACGCUCUUACACCUUAGACAAUAAAGUCGUGUUGACAUAUUUUUGAGCCAUUUGUCUGGAUCGAUAUUUUUGCCUUCGACUGUACAUGGCAAAAUUCCGUGCCUAUAAUGAUAAAGUGCAUAAGAAUGAGCAUAUUUCCAAUGGAUUUGUAUGUAAUUUAAUGACUUUAUUACUUACGUAUAAUCCAUUUCAUUCAUCCGUUCCAUUUAAUCAUUGGCAACUUGCUUAAAAUACCAUCGUUAAGUUAUCGUUUUCUAUAUUCGUACUUUUUAGAUACGCUCCAAAAGUUAGACAUCUCUGGCAAUUUUUGUGUAAGUUUAAGGAUAUCACGUAUAUGUGAUCGAUCGAUGUUGGAACUGUUUACUUUCUAACACUGUGCGAUGUAAUAAAAAAGUACGCAUCCGACUAUACAUAUACAUAUGUGCCUAUAAGAACGCAAAAACAGACACACAAAAGAACAUAUUUCCGAAUGACUGGUAGUGGAAGGUCAACAGGACAGGACAGGUUAUAUUGAUGUAGGUCUAAAACGGUUCAGUUGAUUAUGUUCAAUGCAAAUUGAAUUGAAGAUAGAUAGAUAAACUGCUUUUUUUCUGGAUUGUUUUGUGUACCUAUGUCAUUUUUGUAUUUGAAUAUUUUGUGUGUAUUGUGGCAGACAAAUAAACAGU
Molecule: messenger RNA, 3137 nt
Organism: Cydia strobilella
Lineage: Eukaryota; Metazoa; Arthropoda; Insecta; Lepidoptera; Tortricidae
Gene: Sec6
Product: exocyst complex component 3
Exons: 13
Coding region: 134-2410 (758 amino acids)
Biological process (GO): exocyst localization; exocytosis
Cellular component (GO): exocyst
Molecular function (GO): SNARE binding
Source: RefSeq, a predicted model, not a curated record